AUGACCGCGUUCGAUGAGAUCCUAAAGGAGGCUGGAGCUUUUGGCUACUGCCAGAAACGCAUCUUCGCUCUGUUCUGCCUGGUGUCACUACCGUUUGCCGGCGUGUACGUGGGCAUUGUGUUCCAGGGCUUCACCCCGGAUCACUGGUGCCGGGACCCCGAGGUGGUGGAGAGGAGGCAGGCCUGCGGCUGGAGCCCGGCAGACAGUCGCAGGCUGACAACGCCCCUCAUCAACAGCUCUGGACUGCUGCAGCCCAGCAGCUGUGAGCAGUACGAGGUGGACUGGAACACCACUGGACUCAGCUGUGACUCCCAGGAGCUGGACCUCAGCGGAGCUCCAGUCACCACAUGCAAGGAUGGCUGGGAAUACGACUAUGAGGGCAGACAAUCCUUUGUCACAGAGUUUGACCUGGUGUGUUCAGAUGGCUGGUUGGUGGACAUGUACCAGGCCAUUCUCAAUGUGGGCUUCCUGGUUGGGACCAUCACUAUUGGCUACCUGGCUGACAGGUUUGGCAGGAAGAUAACUUUCCUAAUGGCCAACCUGUUGAAUGGCAUCGCAGGGAUUCUGGUGGCUGUGGUUCCUAACUACAUCUCCGUGUUGGUGUUCAGGACCAUCUCUGGCUUUGGAGUGAAAGGAAGCUGGAUAGUUGCAUAUGUGUUGAUCACAGAGAUCGUGGGUGUGGAGUACAGGAGGACUGUGGGAAUAAUCUACCAGAUGUUCUUCAGCGUUGGCGUCAUCGUCCUCCCUCUCCUGGCCUACUUCAUCACUGACUGGCGCUGGCUGCAGGUCGUCAUCACCGCCCCAUACAUCCUCUUCCUGUCCUACUAUUGGUUCAUUCCAGAGUCUCCGAGGUGGCUUCUUUCUCAGGGCAACUCCUCCAGAGCUAUGGAGAUCACCGCAGCCAUAGCAAAGCAGAACAAGAAAAAACUCCCCAAGAACAUUAAGACAAUAACAGAUGACAAUGCAGAUUCCUGCGCUGCCUCUUUCCUGGACCUGAUUAAAACUCCAAAUAUGAGAAAACACACCUUCAUCCUCAUGUUCAACUGGUUCACCAGUGCUGUGGUCUAUCAGGGCCUCAUCAUGCGAGUGGGGAUAGCUGGAGGAAACGUCUACAUUGACUUCCUGAUCUCCGGCCUGGUGGAAUUACCCGCUGCCUUCAUCAUCCUCUUCACCAUCGAGCGUAUCGGUCGGCGUCUUCCCUUCGCCACCGCCAACAUCGUAGCCGGAGCCUUCUGCUUCAUUACUGCCUUCAUUCCUGACAGUAUGUUCUGGUUUAAGACGGCGGUGGCAUGCAUUGGGCGGCUGUCUAUCACCGUGGCCUUCGAGAUGGUGGUGUUUGUUAACACUGAGCUCUACCCUACCUUUGUCAGGAACCUGGGCGUGUCAGUUUGCUCCACUCUGUGUGAUGUUGGCGGCAUCGUGUCUCCCUUCCUGCUCUACCGGCUGGCCGUCAUCUGGCUGGAGCUGCCCCUCAUCAUCUUUGGAACUCUGGCGAUCGUAGCCGGAGGUUUGGUGUUGCUGCUGCCGGAGACCAGAGGAGUUCCUCUUCCCGAGACCAUUGAUGAUAUCGAGUUUCCUGAGAGAAACAACAAAGAGCAUCUGACGACCCAGACUAUGAAUAAACUGUUACAGUCAGACCUGACGGACAACAAGGAACCAAUCACUGUCUAAUUGUUUGUGUGUGUGUGUGUGUGUGUGUACAUAUAUCAUUCAUUGUGAUAUCAUUUUGAUACUUUACCUGCUAUAACCUGGGAGGCUGUAUGUAUGAAAAAGUUUUUGAUAGAUUCUCUAUAAAGUACAAGU
Myripristis murdjan (pinecone soldierfish) is the source of this 1803-nucleotide messenger RNA. Its product is annotated as solute carrier family 22 member 2-like. The transcript has 12 exons. The record is from RefSeq and is a predicted model, not a curated record. Gene Ontology annotation, cellular component: membrane. NCBI's taxonomy places the organism in Eukaryota, Metazoa, Chordata, Actinopteri, Holocentriformes, Holocentridae. The coding region runs from base 1 to 1671 and encodes 556 amino acids. Gene Ontology annotation, molecular function: transmembrane transporter activity. Gene Ontology annotation, biological process: transmembrane transport.